Messenger RNA from Musca domestica (house fly), 579 nucleotides. RefSeq lists its product as uncharacterized. The record is from RefSeq and is a predicted model, not a curated record. NCBI's taxonomy places the organism in Eukaryota, Metazoa, Arthropoda, Insecta, Diptera, Muscidae. The transcript has 2 exons. The coding region runs from base 115 to 489 and encodes 124 amino acids.
CGCUCCUUCAACCUCGAAAUAUACAAUUUCACCCUGACCAAUUACACUUCGGAUGUUUUACAAGAAUUUGGUGCAAAUGUCACCAAAAUAGCACCAAAUGUAUUUUCUCACAAUAUGUGGUUUCAAUUUGCCAGAGAAUUGGCCAAAAAUGCCGAAAUUGAAGUUCUGAUAAAUGUUCGUCCGCUAAAAUCGAAAAAGGUUAUGAAAUUUUUCGAUAUGAAAUGGAAUGUGUGUGAGGCUUUAAGAAGCUUCAAAGCCAUACCGAUGGUCAACCAGAUCUACAGUGAAUUGAAAAGGACAUCGAAUUUGCCGAUUGCGUGUCCCCUAAAGGCGAAUUAUUUGUACAAGCUAACCAAUUUGAUAAUACGAGCGGAUAAUUUUCCAAAAUACACACCAACUUUGGAUUUCAACUAUACGGCAAUGUUUUUUGAAGAUCACCAAAUGUUUGGAAAACUUCAAACCCUGGGUGCCAUAGUUCCUAGGGGGUGAAAUAAUGAAAGAAACAAGAAACAAAAAAAUAGUACUACUACUCAAAAAGGUUUUUCCUCCGCCUCAAUAAAAUAAAGAAAUAUUUUCGCG